Molecule: messenger RNA, 3861 nt
Organism: Oldenlandia corymbosa var. corymbosa
Lineage: Eukaryota; Viridiplantae; Streptophyta; Magnoliopsida; Gentianales; Rubiaceae
Source: the annotation of a GenBank genome assembly
AAAUUUGCAAAUUUUACCUUUGAAUGAUAAGAAGAAAAAGAAAAUAAUUUUUCGGCAAUAAUUUUAGGUGGACUUUUCGUCUUUACAUCAUGGGCCUAAUGAGGCCCAAAAUUUGUUUGGGUUGUGGAAACGAAUUGCCGCCAGCUCGCUACCGCCGUUAACCACCGGCAAUGCCUGAUUCUUCCAAUUAUGAGAAAUUUUUUUUCUCCCGCCACAGAGCUUAAACCCUAAUUGGCAAAACCCCUGGAUUGUAAAAAAAUUGGAAUUGCGUAGACUGUUCUCUUAUCGGUGAACCAAACAAGAAGGGAAAUUAACAACAAUGGGGAAGCCCAAAGCUCAAGCGAAGAAGCAGCAGAAGCGCGGAGGAAUAGACUUCAAAAAAAUUAAAAGGAAAGUUGGUCGGAAAUUGCCGCCCCCAAAAAAUGCUACCAACACUGAAAUCAAGUCUAAAGCUAUUAUUCUUCCCGAGCAGAGUGUAGUGUCAGAGAAAACAGGGUUAGCUGUGAGUAAAAAGGGUUUGACCUUGAAGGAGCUGCUUCAGCAGACAAGUCAUCAUAAUGCGAAAGUUCGCAAAGAUGCUUUGGUUGGUAUCAAGGAUAUCUUUGUUAAGUACCCCACCGAGUUGAAGCUCCACAAGCUUGCUACUGUAGAGAAACUCCGUGAACGAAUUAGUGAUGAUGAUAAAUUUGUUCGGGAAACACUGUACCAACUAUUUAAGUCAGUGAUUUUUCCUGGCUGUAAAGAGGAUAAUCAAGGGCCACUUAUUCCUUUGAUGGUGGCAUAUAUUUUUAAUUCAAUGACGCACUUGGCUUUAGAUGUUCGCUUGAUGGCUUUCAAAUUUUUGGACCUUCUUGUCCAGCAAUAUCCAUCUUCAUUUUCUUUGUAUGCUGAAAAGAUUCUACAGAAUUAUCACGAUAUUUUGCAGAAGAGCCAAUUUCAUUUUCAGGAUAAGAGCAAACUAAAGGGCAUUCUUGCUGGAUUGGUUCACUGCUUGAGAAUGUUGCCUUCAAAUAAGAGAGAUGAUCAGUCAUCAUCUGAAACUGAAGUUCCUUCUAGAGGGAUUUUGCAUGCAUUUGAGCCUGAUGAGAAUGUAGACUCUUCUGAUCUUUCAGGCACUAUUGAGAAAUUGAAGAAUCUUCUCCCCAUUCUAGUUAGCUGUUUCGAGGAUUUUAUUCCUUCAAAUCAUACCAUGCCUCAACUGGAUACCCAAUCAUAUGAUUGCAUGCUAUUUAUUCUUCAAAGCAUAAAUUACAUGGUAGAGUUCUUUGUUUAUGAAAAUGGGAAACCUGAACAAGGUGGGGAUGGUAUUCUGCCAAUUUCUGGAGGUGAACGUAAUGCAGUUAUGUUGGCUCAAAUUGUAUCACCUGCAAUCUUCAAAAAGAUAUGGAAUUUGUUCCCACUAAAUUCAGCUCACACCCAUUUAGAGAAGGAAGAUGAUCGGUAUUCCAUCUUAAAUUGCAUAAUAACAGAGAUAUUUUUACAGUUAAAAGAUUGGACUUCGCUUCCUCCUGCCUUAUUUGAGAACUUUCUAGAAUUCAUUGAGAGUUCUCUAUCCCAAAAGUCUUACAGUUGCAGUCGAUCUGGUAAAGUGUACCUCGAGAAGCAUUUACUUCCUAUUGUUCCUUUCAUUCCCAAUCUUAUUAUGCAAGUUCCUGGUGGAUGGAGACAUCGUUUGCUUCAGGCAUUUACUGACAUCUUCAGAAGCUGUGGUGCGGAGUCUGAUAUGAAAUCCACUUGCCUUUCUGCAUUGGAAGAAAUGCUAAAUCCAGAGAAGGGCGGGUUCUUCUUGGUUUCAACGGAUCCUGAAAUGUUAGACUAUCACCUCACGUGGAUUAGAGAGCUUCCUCAACUGCUGUUACUCCUUGGGGAUAGAAACACUUCUCGUUCAAAGGCAGUUCUAUGUCUCCUGCUUCUUAUAGGGAAAGCUGCCAUAAUGAACAAUUCCGUGAGUCAAGUGUAUGAUCAAGUACAAUAUGCACUUGCUGAAUUUUACAGUAAUUGCCUGGACGAAACAGCAAGCACGUCCUAUGGUCCUUUUAUGAAGCUGAGCCGGGAUACUCAGGAACUUUCUCUUUCUUGUGUGUAUUACUUCUCUUUUGUGGACUACCCCCUGCUCCAAUCAAUGGUGACCUGUUGCUUGUGUGAAGAUCUGGACCCAGUCUUACUUCUUCGGAUCAUAGAGGUUCUGCACUUAGCAUAUAAAGCAGGAAAUAUUUCAAAUGGCGAUUACAUUAGUUUCCUCAUCACCUUACUUUCGCGCUUCAAAGUCUCUCCCGAAGAUUGCCUCUCAGCCACAGAGGAAGUAAUCUUAAGGCGGUCAACUUUUCGAUCGAUUACCAGGGUGAUCUGCUCCUACUUAUCUCAAAUUGGGGAUGGUCAUCUUGUUCUCCAAAUUUUGGAGAAACCAGUUGUUGAUCAGAUGUCGCUCAAAUUGCCGUUGGACAACAUCUGUGCAUUUUUGAGGGUGCUCGUUACUCUGGACUGCAAGCCUACAAUACUAUGCGAACAGAGUAUCAUCAGAUUAAGUGAUGUUCUCCUGGGCUACUUGUCAAAGAUUGCAAUUAGCAUGCAACAUGAUGAUUCUGGAGCCACAGUUAGCAGGAGUGACAGCCUCUACUACCUCCUCCCCUCCUUUUUCUUGUUUGAUAGGAGUUCAACAUUGCUGAAUCAAUUCUUAAUUUCAAUGAGAUCAAUGGUAGAUAAAAGCUUAUUGCCGCAUCAUCCACGUCAGGCUUCUUAUAAAACCAAUGGAGCUAACUGGAAUGCAGUUGUUUCUGUGCUACUACUAAUGCUUGAAGAUGUUAAGAUGCAGAAAAAUCUUUGGCCACAAAAGUCACUGAUUGAGGAGAUUCUGCAGAGGGUGCUCGUGCUUAUGUCAGAGGAUAUUUACUUGCCAAUAGAAGAACGGCAUAAACUGAAAAGGGGUUGCGAUCAACUAAGAUCGAUUAUCAGUAGAUGAUUGUCGAAUGGCUUUAGUGAUGGUGUAAAAGAAAGUGGAUGGUUUCCCCUUUUAUACUUUAAUAGAAGACAUCACAAGAUCACCCUGCAGGCCUAUUUCAUACGCUUCAGGUACCUUCUCGGUUUCUGAUUUAUAUCCUUCGUGGUUCUUUUGGGACGCUAUAAUCUUGCUCUCAGAUGACUUAACUCUGCAAAUUGAGCUGAUCUAGUUCAGUUGUUUUGCUGCAUUCAGUAAGUUUGCAUCAGCAUCAUGUGUGAUUCUGUUUAAGAUGUGGAGAGCAUCUUUGGAGGUGUGAAAGCAUUCUUGUUCCCAUUCAUCUCCUAUAAUCGGGCCUGGUUGCUGAAUGCUGGGGCAAACUUUUUAAAUGGGUAUCCGCAAGUGGCCAUGAUGUGGACUUUGGAAAGUGUAUGUGAUUGGCAAAAAUUUUGAUAGCAUGGUUUUUUGUUAAUAUAAGAAUGACAGUUUUAGUUUUGCCUGCGACUAUACAUCGUACUUCUGCUUUUUCCUUUUGGGGAUGAUACGGGAGGAAAAGCUAGGUAUGCCUGUAAAGUUGGGUGAUGGUGGAACUAUUAAGUGUUAAUCUUUGGUAUAGUUAAUGUCAUUCCUCUUCUUCUAAAAGAAAAUCACUUUGUUGAAUUAUUUUAUCUUUUCGAUGCGAGAUGAAGUGACUUCUCUUGUUAUUUGUUUAGUUUGGAGUAAUAUAGAGGAACCAAGCAGUGUCGGCUGGGAAAAUUCUAUGUAUGUCAUUUUAGGCUGAAAUGGGAAAUUUGAUCUUCCGAAGCACUGCAGGAUAUAGUGUAAUAGCGGUGGUUGUGACAAGUAUUUUUUAGUGGCUUUUCUUUUCUUUUCCUUUUUUUUUUUCGUUAGAGCAACAUUUUCUCUCAAUCGGUUAAGUAAAAUGC